Amblyraja radiata (thorny skate) is the source of this 766-nucleotide messenger RNA. RefSeq names its product ankyrin repeat domain 22 (gene ankrd22). Lineage: Eukaryota; Metazoa; Chordata; Chondrichthyes; Rajiformes; Rajidae. The record is from RefSeq and is a predicted model, not a curated record. The transcript is spliced from 7 exons. Gene Ontology annotation, molecular function: protein binding. Bases 140 to 709 code for a protein of 189 amino acids.
GCUGUUGAACAGAAACGUAUUUGCCAACCUGCACUUGCUCCAGCCUGCAACUCACAUACCAAAGCCCCAGAAGUGCCUGUGGAGAGGAGGCUACGACCCCUCAAACACCUCUGUUCGCCGUCCUCACUUUGUGAAUCCGAUGGGAAUCCUUUACUCCGAGCCCAUUUGCCAGGCAGCGUAUCAGAAUGACUUCAGGGAUUUGAAGGAGCUACUGAUGACAACCAAUGUGAACCAGCAAGACUCGCACUAUGGGGACACCGCACUGAUCGCUGCCUGCAGAGCUGGCAGGCUCGAAAUCGCACAAUAUCUGCUGAGGAAAGAAGCCAACGUCAAUCUCAGGAACAAGAAAGAGCGGACAUGUUUACAUUAUGCUGUAAGGAGAAGAUUCACUUUUCUGGACUACCUGCUGAUCAUCAUCUUGAUGCCUGUCUUGCUACUAGGCUACAUUAUAAUGGAAUCAAAGAAGAGUCGUAAUGAAAUGUUUAUAAAGAUACUGCUGAAAGCUAAAGUGGAUAUAAAUGCAACAGACUAUAAAGGUAAUUCUGCGCUUCACUACGCUUGCCGAAUGAAUAAUACACGGAUUGUCAACGUCCUCAUUAAAGCAAAUGCAGACACAUCCAUUGCCAAUAAGAAUGGAGAAACACCUGUUGAUAUUGCCACAAAAUUGAAGUUUCCAAAGAUUUUGGCUGCGCUGCACAAGGAAUCCUAGAGACUUUCUAGCAUGGAUGUUUGUACGGAACGAAUAAAUAACUUCUCUACAUCUCGA